Molecule: messenger RNA, 2520 nt
Organism: Lutzomyia longipalpis
Lineage: Eukaryota; Metazoa; Arthropoda; Insecta; Diptera; Psychodidae
Gene: SmydA-3
Product: SET domain-containing protein SmydA-8
Exons: 1
Coding region: 621-2117 (498 amino acids)
Molecular function (GO): protein binding
Source: RefSeq, a predicted model, not a curated record
AUUAUUUUCUCUCUCGUGGAAAACACGAGGAAAUUCCUUUUGCAAACAAUACAUCACCAUCGUACCUUUUUGCCAAAAGAUUUUAUUUUAUUUAUAUUUUACGCGAGACCAUUUCCCUCAAGAGAAUGAACAAGAAGAAAAUGUAGUAAUUGUGAAAAAGAUAAGAAUCGGGGACAAGUCAGUCAAUCAAGACUUGAGAGUUUUUCUUGUACAAGAAAAGCUGCGUGGAAACUGCCGUCAAUUUUGAGAAAUUUCUGGGCACAACACACAUCUUCCCCGCUGCCUCUGGGAGGCUAAAAGAAAAUUACCAGGGCAUAAAUUAGAGACAAUUGCGUACCAAUAAGAGGAGCAUAAGAAGGGUAAUUGGGUGAGAAUUUGCCAGAGAAAAGUGAGGAAAAGCUGAAAAAAAAUGUUCAAAGAAAAAUUUUCCGUUUCAUUUGGCGGGAAACACCGAAUGGGGCGCGAUGUGGGAAAGUGAGGAAAACUGCUGGGAGGUGAGAGGAGCGGAAUUGGGGAUUUUAUAAAUAGAUCCCAUCGCGGAGAAGAUCUCUUCAGUCGCACCGUGGCUUUUCGUGUGUGUGCUGAAGUGUGAUUGCUUACCUCGAAAAAUAUACAAAGUGAUGCAGCCUGAAUUUGAGGUGCUCCGCAGUGAAGAAUUGGGGCGCUACGGGGUGGCCAGUAGGGAUCUCAAAGCAGGAGAAAUCCUUCAUACGGAAACCCCAAUGGUUGUGGGUCCAAAGCAGGAUUCUGCUGUUGUCUGCCUCGGGUGCAAUAUCUUUCUCGAUGGCACUUCAGCUGGUCCACGAUGCUCCACAUGUGGAUGGCCACUCUGUCCGGAAUGUGAUGACUCCCAGGCACCACUGCAUCGGGCUGAAUGUCGUGUCUUUGCGAAGAAUCGUGUAAAAUUCCAGAAUUUACCCAAAGAAGCCAUGGUGUGCCUUCAACUCGACUGCAUCACCCCGCUGAGGCUUCUCCUGGCCAAGGAAGCCGAUCCACAGCGUUGGGAACAGGAAGUGGCACACAUGGAGUACCACGAGGAAGCACGGAAGCAAACACAAACGUGGAAAGUCGACGAUACGAAUAUUGUGAAGUACCUCCGGGGUCCGUGCAAACUCACACGCUUCCCGGAAGCUCUCAUCCAGCAAGCCUGUGGCAUCCUGGAGGUGAAUGCAUUUGAAGCACAUACAGUUAGUGGGAAUCCCGUGAGGUGUGUCUUCCCGAAACUUGCCAUCUUUGCACAUUCCUGCGUGCCAAAUCUCACGCACAGCAUCUCCCUCGAUGGCACCUUCCGGAUGGACUGUCGUGCCGCCGUGGACAUCCCCAAGGGUGGAAUGCUCUACACAACGUACACCUUCACCCUCACGGGCACAAAAGAGCGCCAGGUGCACCUCCGUCGGGGGAAAUACUUCACCUGUCACUGCCCCAGAUGCGUCGAUCCCACGGAAUUGGGAACAUUCUUCAGUUCCCCCAAAUGCACCUCCUGCUCCGAAGGGUAUCUCAUCUCAACGGAUCCCUUGGAAGCAUCAUCCCCCUGGCUGUGUACAUCCUGCAAAAUCUCCACACCAUUUGCCCAAAUCAGUGAAUUCUUGACCAAAAUUGAGGAAGAUAUUGCUGCCCUGAAAGCCAAACCUGUCUCCAGGACAAAGCUAAUUGAAGCUGAGAAACUCUUCAAGCACUACUUGACCUUCCUCCAUCCCAAUCACUACCUCCUCGUUACCUUCCGGGAAUUGCUAAUUGAAAUGCUUGGCCACGUUGAGGGAUGUGGCCUCAAUGGUCUCCCCGAAAUACUUUUGCAGCACAAAAUCCACCUAAUUCAGGGAGUUCUCACCAUCCUUGACACCUUUGAACCCGGCAUGACACGUGCCAGAGCUAUGAUGCUCUUUGAACUCCAUGCCCCUCUGGCAGUUCUAGCCAGGAAGCUUUUCUUUGGCAAAAAAAUCACCGCUAGUGCCUUCCGGGAGAGACUUCAGGAGGCAGCAAGUGCCGUUGGUCAGGCAUACGAAGUUCUCAAGUGGGAGGAUUGUAGACUCUCCGAAGGCGUGUUGGCGUCUAUCUGCAAGAAUACCCACACACAGCUCCUCAAUGAUAUUGCAGACAUCACGGAGGAGGAGGAAUAACUCUUUAUUAAUUCUUCCGCCUAUUGACACGAAAAUAUUUCUUGGAAUCCUUCGUGUUGCGCUUCCGUCCACCGCGGUGACGAUUCUUCGGGCAAUCCCUGGCCAGAUGAUCAACACCCUGGCACUGAUUGCAACUCCCACCAUCUGGGUAGAUGCCAUUGCUAUUUUUAGGGCAUUGCUUCGAGAUGUGACCCUGAAAAUCAAAGGAAAACAGAGAAAUGUGAAAAGAAGAAAAAUGUGGUGAUAGUAUCACUACUAAAAUAAGUAGUUCAGGUGAUAGUUGUGAGAAUUUUUCAAUUAACAGGCAUUUAAAGAAAUUUGUAUUUUUUUCCUAAAAUUUAUUAAAUAAAAAGAAUUUAAAAACAAAACAAAAGAAUAAAUUAAAUUUCUUCUGUGUGAUAAA